Molecule: messenger RNA, 501 nt
Organism: Camarhynchus parvulus
Lineage: Eukaryota; Metazoa; Chordata; Aves; Passeriformes; Thraupidae
Product: protein shisa-like-1
Exons: 3
Coding region: 1-501 (166 amino acids)
Source: RefSeq, a predicted model, not a curated record
AUGCUGGAUGGGCACCUGCUCCAGCUGCUCCUUACCGCGGCUCUGUUGCCCAGCAUCCUUGGGACAGUCUUGGCGCAGAACCUGCACCUCUGCGAGGGCUACGCGGGCCCUGAUGGCCGCUCCCACCCCGGCUUCUACUGCCCGCGGCUGACGGACCCCCCCGGCCACCGCUACUGCUGCCAGCCCCGCCUGGAGGCUCUCAAGUCCUGCUGCUCUCAGCUGGCCCUGGAAGCCCUCACUGGAGUGAACCUGUCGAGCCUGGCUAGCCCUGGUCUACUGCGGAACCCGCUGGCCCUGCCUUUCGUGGGGCUCUAUGGGCUCCUCGUCCUCGUGCUGAUGGCCAUCGACCUCUGCCAUUUCUACUGGACCUGCCGGUGCCGCCUCCGCCGCCUGCUGCCCCGUGCCUGCUGCGUGCCCCGCGGAGCCCCGCGGCGGCACCCGGCCGGCGCCCGGGCUCCGCACGGUGCCCCCAGAGUGACCCGGCCCGGCCGGGGCUGCUGA